Metarhizium album ARSEF 1941 is the source of this 1866-nucleotide messenger RNA. RefSeq lists its product as uncharacterized. Bases 1 to 1866 code for a protein of 621 amino acids. Lineage: Eukaryota; Fungi; Ascomycota; Sordariomycetes; Hypocreales; Clavicipitaceae. The transcript is spliced from 6 exons. The record is from RefSeq and is a predicted model, not a curated record.
AUGGAUGCAAGCAGAAGCAGGGCGCGUUCCCGAGUUGGGAAAGAAACCCCCCGUCUUUCAUCCCCGGUCGUGGAAGAGGUGCCUUUCGAUGAGAUAUUUGACUGGGCGCUUUAUUGCGAGUCCACCGAGGAGCUAGAACCCUCCUGCUUCCCCGGUUGUCAGACCCCAGGGAACAUGUCCAAGCUCAUAACCCAAUUCACUCCCACAUCUCUUGGUCUUGGUCUUGAUAACUUUGCCAUCGAUGAUCUUCGAACAGAGCUUUACAGGAUGAAAGCUCCGUUCCGGUCAGACGAUGACACGGCUACCACCUCUGACUACUCCGGACACUCCCCUCCAGAUCUGAUCCAGGGAGGAGGGAGCACCUCUCCCUCGGACCACUCCGGAUCUGUCUUCCUCGAUCACGCCGAAGAGCGUCCCCACCCCUCUGAUGUUACCUUUCAAGAGGUCCAAGCCCAGGACGAGUGGACUUAUCCCCAGACUGACCUGGCCAAGGGUGCUCGUCGUGGAUAUCCUUCCCAUAUCCUCGUUCGGGGAGACUAUUCUGUCAUCCAGACAAGCAAUUUCGCCGGAACAAAGCGUCGACGCUCCAGCAAAGAUGUCGAGAAGAGGCCUCGGCAGCUGGUUGACCCUGUACAAACGGCAGACGUCCGGAAGAGUGGGGCGUGUGUGCCAUGUCGAGUAACCAAGACCAGGUGUCAUGACAGCGGCGUUUGUCCUACAUGCAGAAAGGCGUUCCCAAACCAUUCUCAUCUGGUCUGCACUCGCAUGACUCCUGCAAUGGCCUGGCCAGUGAUGGCCAAGGUUCCAGAUUUCUGGUCCAGCUAUGCUGCAGAAGAGCAGUAUCUGUGCUCUGGGCCCCGGUUUUACACUGGAAGUGCCAGAGACAUUUCCAUCUUCUUCAGCAAGGACACCACCUCGUCUUCUUUGCAUGCCACUGUUCAGGCAUACAGGUCCACCAACAACCACGAUGAGGUUGGCAGCCCGAGGACUGUUGCCUUCCCCCGGGAGAAGGUACCCAGUCACCCGAAGCUGCAGCGAUGGGUUGAAGACCAGAUCAAGCGUGAGCAUCGUCCGCAAUUCAGCCAGGCCUUGCAGAGCUUUUUGUUGGCUUACUCCAAGGAAGGACUGAAGAAGCUUCCCAAGUAUGAUCUGGUCAGAAAGGUCCAUCAAAUGAAUUGUUUUUUCAGAAUCUGGAAGAUGCCGUCGUUUUGGUGUAGAGACCCUUCCAAAAACAUCGCCAAUCUCCCAGUAUCUGUUCAAGCCCAGCUGCGCAGUAUCGCUCGGAAAGCUUUGGACCUCUUGGAGUACGAUGUCUUGAAGUUGUUAGACGACUGCCUCAGCCAGCAGGGAUCUCCCAAGGCAGAGGAGAGGGUGGCGAUUUGGGUGAGCAUGUGGCAGCUUAUGCUAAUGUACCGCGAGUUGUUGGCGGGUUACAAAGUCCAUCUGGGUCAUAUGAUGCAUGACCCAAGCUCGCCAGAUGAGUUCAUCAGCUCUCAGACACAUCAAUACCAGCGUUUGGUUGAGAACUUUUAUCCUUUGCUCACCAUUUUCUACCAUUACCAAUUCCGUACCAAGAAGAGCAUUGAGUUGUCGUUCGACUGGUUGGAUGAUGUCUCUUCAUCCCAUGUGUCACGUGAAGACAAAGAUCUUAUCCGUGGCUUUGGACACCAAUUACUCGUCUCAAGAAAAGAAUUGUACACUUAUGUCAAAGCCGCAUCGGAAACAGACGAGGUGGACAACAUGCUUUGGACGUUCGUCGUAGAGCACGAAAUCAAGAAACUCAAUGCUCGGAAGCGAAAUCCCAAGGGAUCGACUUCUAAAUCGAAAAAAUCACACCAUGCUGACGACGAGUGUGACUAUGAGUAA